Molecule: messenger RNA, 948 nt
Organism: Daphnia pulicaria
Lineage: Eukaryota; Metazoa; Arthropoda; Branchiopoda; Diplostraca; Daphniidae
Product: transmembrane protein 231-like
Exons: 4
Coding region: 1-948 (315 amino acids)
Biological process (GO): regulation of protein localization; cilium assembly
Cellular component (GO): ciliary membrane; ciliary transition zone
Source: RefSeq, a predicted model, not a curated record
AUGGUUACCAAACAUGGCAAACAAUUCCAAACAAGCCGUGUGGCAAUGGCAUUAUUAACGUUCUACUCAACUCCUCUUGUACGAGAAUAUCAAUCGACUUUGAUUUCACGUGCCUGUUUUUUCGCGUCCUUAUGUUUUCUAGUGUGCGUAUUUUCUCCUUUAUUAGUUGCCUACAGUAGUCAUGGAUUUUGGGUAAAACAUAAUGUGCAUCGAGAACAACCGGAUGUCCGCUUCAAGUACCAGGCAUUACUUUUGGCUCGUUCACCAUCCAGCGACGUUACGUGGAGCACUUUCACCGAAUAUAAUUCACUCACUAGUCAAUAUUUGCAUUUUCCAUCAAUAACUGUUAUGGAAAAAGAUGAAGAUGACGACGGACUUAUGGAUGGACUAGAUUUGAGUUUGGAACUGGAGACUAAUCAAACAAUUCAUUUCAUUCAGUUAUUUUUAAUAUUUUCUUACCGAUUAAAAGAUAUCUCAUCCAUAACUAUGGAAUCAUUGGCCGUGAUUCAAUAUAAUUCUGGCAUUCCGUUAACUGGAUUGCACUACGUAGGGGAUUUACAAUGGCUGCAGAAGCGAAUGCUCAAUUACCGACAGUCAGACAACCGUUAUAAUCAAACCGUAAUGGGACAAUUUGAAAUCUCCGAUUUGCUUCGAGCUUACAACGAACGUGACUAUGGAACCGAAACCCGUAAUGGGCACUAUUCUCCGAUUUACGGUCCAUCCGAUGGCUUAUUGCGAGUCCACAGUUACAUUCGAUACACGGAAGCGGUUCUGGAAUAUACGCCUGGCCUCUGGAAUGUUCUCAAGUGGGCUUGGAUCCAGUACGCUUCCAUUCUGUUGAUUUUCUCCUAUGUAGUAGGUAUUUUCAAGAACGUCGUUUUCGGCCAACAGAUGAUUCCAACAUGGAAUGAAAAACGUAUAAAAACUGUCAGCCAUAAUUUUAAAUGA